Coccomyxa subellipsoidea C-169 is the source of this 1456-nucleotide messenger RNA. RefSeq lists its product as hypothetical. The record is from RefSeq and is a predicted model, not a curated record. Lineage: Eukaryota; Viridiplantae; Chlorophyta; Trebouxiophyceae; Coccomyxaceae. The transcript has 8 exons. Bases 31 to 1077 code for a protein of 348 amino acids.
ACGGGAGAAGAAUCAAAGAGUACAUACACCAUGGCAGAGAACGGCACAGCCGGCGUGGAACCCAAAGGGUUGCACAUGAGCUUGGAUGCCUUAAUAAAGGAGAAGGGACCGGAAAAGAAAGGGAACCAAGGAAGGCAUCGCAAUGACGGAUUUCAGAAUGGUGCGCAUCGAGGCAGGGGAGGCAGGGGAAGAGGGCCCUCCGAUCAGGGAGGCAGAGGGCGUGGACGAUUCCAUGGCGUGCAUCAACAGAACUGGCAGGGACCACAGCCUGGAACACUCCCUUUUCCUCCCAAUGCACAGCGCCUCGUGCGAGUGGACACCGGAGCAGAGAUGGGCAACCCUGGGUCGGGGCCAGUGCUUCUACUCCCACCUGAAUUCCUGGCACAGGGAGGAGGCGCGGCGUUUGGGCAGCCAAUGGGUUUUGGGCCAGGGCCCUCAUUUGGGCAGGGCAUGUUCCCAGGGCCGGCCAGGCGCGGACCCAUGGGGCAACCCGCGGCGCCAGAGAGGCCGAAAGAGACGUGCUUCACGCGCGUGGAGUCGGGCGAGGUGGUGGUGAAGCUCAAGGGGGUGGAGAUUGUGCGCGUGUCGGCCGCUGGUGACAUCACCCUCGACACAGGCGGCAGCAAACGGCCGGAGGUGUUCAGGGCGCUGCAGGGGGCGCUGGGUGCGCUGGGCGUGCGGCUGACCGACCUGGGGAAUGACCAGUGGAGCCUCUCAGACGGCCGCUCCCUUACACGUUUCCAAGACGGCGUUGUGCUGCCGGGCAAGGGAGCUGUGUCGGCGGCGCGCGCCAAGCUGCUGCAGGCGCACUACAAGACGCCCGGUGCUGCCUCCGCCGCUGCAGCCGCCACCGCAGCAUCCAACGCCGCAGCGGCGGCAGCAGGCUUGAUACCAUCAGGACCGCCCGGCGUGCCGCCAGGGUUCAACAGCGCACCAAAUAGAUACGGCAUGGGAACUUCAGAAUACCAGGGGGAUUGGCAGCAGGGUGAUUACGCCAAUGGCGGCCGGCCCGGCUCCGGCAAAACGCCGCCAAAUGUGCGACGGCUACAGGCGCAGGGGCGAUACAAUCCUUACUGAAUCAGUAAUUCAUCCCUGCCAGGGUGGCGACGUGAAUAUCUUUUCAGGGGCCAUUUGCAGUAAAAAAGCAGAAAGCCCAAAUUUCGUGUUCAUGUGUGUGCCACAAUGAACCAUAGACUGGAAUAUCGCUCGAUGGUGGUGUUGCUUAUGAUCUGCCAUGAGAAGGGUCUGGCAGAGCAGGUUUAAUGUCUUCUCACUAAUCCAGACAGGAUGUGUAUUAACAUGGCGCCACGUGCCGAAGGAUCUGGGAGACAAUUGUGGUCUACUGUGUCGACGGGAGGGUGAGGAGUAUUAGCUAAAAUUUGUUAGCUUAUCAGAAAUAUUGGGUCCUUCAACGAUUGGUGGAAUGGCAUGCCAUUGUAAAAUCGAAGAGUACUAC